Molecule: messenger RNA, 1299 nt
Organism: Sapajus apella (tufted capuchin)
Lineage: Eukaryota; Metazoa; Chordata; Mammalia; Primates; Cebidae
Gene: PRIM1
Product: DNA primase subunit 1
Exons: 11
Coding region: 83-1159 (358 amino acids)
Biological process (GO): DNA replication, synthesis of primer
Cellular component (GO): alpha DNA polymerase:primase complex
Source: RefSeq, a predicted model, not a curated record
GCCUGCGCAGUAGCGGAGCCGCCGGACGUGCUGUUCCCGCCAAUUCUUGUGGUAGCCCUGCCUGGGUUGAGUUCCGCGCUCCAUGGAGACGUUUGACCCCACCGAGCUGCCCGAGCUGCUUAAACUUUAUUACCGGAGGCUCUUUCCCUACUCUCAGUACUAUCGCUGGCUCAACUACGGCGGAGUGAUAAAGAAUUACUUUCAACACCGUGAAUUUUCAUUCACAUUGAAAGAUGAUAUUUACAUUCGCUACCAGUCCUUCAACAACCAGAGUGAUCUGGAAAAAGAGAUGCAGAAAAUGAAUCCAUACAAGAUUGAUAUAGGCGCAGUAUAUUCCCACAGACCCAAUCAACACAAUACAGUGAAGCUGGGAGCUUUCCAGGCUCAGGAAAAAGAACUUGUAUUUGACAUUGACAUGACAGAUUAUGACGAUGUGAGGAGAUGUUGUAGUUCUGCAGACAUAUGUCCUAAGUGCUGGACCCUUAUGACGAUGGCCAUACGCAUCAUUGACAGAGCAUUGAAGGAGGACUUUGGAUUUAAGCAUCGUCUCUGGGUAUAUUCUGGAAGGAGAGGUGUUCAUUGUUGGGUCUGUGAUGAAUCAGUUAGAAAAUUGUCUUCUGCAGUACGUUCUGGGAUAGUUGAGUAUUUGAGCCUUGUAAAGGGUGGUCAAGACGUUAAAAAGAAAGUUCACCUAAGUGAAAAAAUUCACCCUUUUAUCAGAAAAUCUAUAAACAUAAUAAAUAAAUACUUUGAAGAAUAUGCCUUGGUUAAUCAAGAUAUUCUCGAAAAUAAAGAAAGCUGGGAUAAGAUUUUAGCCCUUGUUCCUGAAAAUAUCCUUUCCUGUGAUCAUUUCUGUGUUAACUAUUUGCUUCUUACAGGUCGCAUAUCUGUGCCUAUCGAUUUGCACAAACUGGACGAAUUUGAUCCAUUUACCGUUCCAACCAUAAGCUUCAUCUGCCAUGAAUUGGAUGCCAUUUCCACUAAUGAAGACAAAAAAGAGGAGAAUGAAGCUGAAUCUGAUAUCAAACACAGAACCAGAGAUUAUAAGAAGACCAGUCUAGCACCUUAUGUGAAAGUUUUUGAAUAUUUUCUUGAAAACCUGGAUAAAUCCCGAAAAGGAGAACUUCUUAAGAAGAGUGAUUUACAAAAAGAUUUCUGAAGACAGAGCUCCUCAAACGAAUGUGGAUAUCUUCUGCCUUCAACCAAAGAUCAAAUACUUCAAGAGCCAUUUAAUAAAUGUGGCAGAACUAUGUAUGUGUCUUAAAGCUCAAAGUAAAUUUACCUUUUCUUGAGAAAUAA